Hyalella azteca is the source of this 4610-nucleotide messenger RNA. RefSeq lists its product as uncharacterized. NCBI's taxonomy places the organism in Eukaryota, Metazoa, Arthropoda, Malacostraca, Amphipoda, Hyalellidae. Gene Ontology annotation, molecular function: monocarboxylic acid transmembrane transporter activity. The coding region runs from base 18 to 3809 and encodes 1263 amino acids. The record is from RefSeq and is a predicted model, not a curated record. Gene Ontology annotation, biological process: transmembrane transport; monocarboxylic acid transport. The transcript has 15 exons.
UGAAGUUUAAGUGGGAAAUGGGUAACGAAUUCAGAGAAAACGGGUACCAAACUCAUGGUGACUCGGAAGGCCCAGCCAAGACGCACGCAGACAAUCUCAUUCUACCUUUGUCUACUGAUCAAUGUUUCUCAAAAAAAGGCGAACAAAUGGCGGAUGGAAUAACUGCCAGAAGCACAAAUGAUGUCAUAAAGGAAAAAUUUUCAGAAUUUGGAUUAAGUUGUUCACAUUCACGCGAUGCAUGCUCUUCUUGCUCCGCCAAUGAAGUCAUGAGCUCUCUCGAGAGCCAUAAUUGCGUUAAGCAAGAGCCGUCUCAUUCGUAUGAAGGUAAUCAUGGCUACAUGUCACCCUCCUUGGAACCAAUCCCUGAAAAUCAAGUCUGGUCCACACAUGUAGAUGGUCCUCGGCCUUCGGAAAAUAAUGAUGCUCAGGAUGGAUUUCCUGCCAUGCAAUACUACGCUGAUGAGAACUUUAAGGACAAGAAAGAUAAUCCAAGUGAAUCUGAUCUUACACCAUUUCAUGCUGCCGCAAAUAAAUUUUGCUGUGAUGCUGCAAACAAUUUGAAUGCUUCAGAAAAUUUUCAGGACCCCUCUUCAUUGUCGCAGUUUGACACAGAGAAAUCAAAGGCAGAAGAUUGUCUUCGUGAAGUAACAACACUACACCACGAUGGAAGUAAAACGAAAUCUUUUGACUCUCCAUCUUGGGACAAAGUUAGUUUCCUGAAUGUCAAUUUAAAUUUGAAUCAGCCGAAUUUGAAAAUCAGCGUACCAAACUUUCCUGCAUUGGAUCAUUUGGGGUCGUUCCACUGGAAGUCACCGAAUGACAAACCUGGAAUGCCGUCAAGAAUUGCGACUCACAACGAAGUCUCCAGCAGAUGUCAGUCAUGUCACUGUAAUGCAGAUGCGGGAGAUGACAUUGAAAAAGAAAAACUCAAAACUGGCGGAAUAAUUUAUGAAUCAAACAUUAAAGUUGCACCAAAAUACAAGCCACACCCGGACGUCGACCGAGGAUAUGCCUGGGUUGUUGCUGUUGGAGUCCUCAUUUCGUUUGGUAUUUUGUCAGGUUUGCUGUUCACUUGUUCGUUAUAUUACACCGAAAUGCUGAAGGAAUUUGGAGAAUCACGAAGCUACACCGCCUGGAUUGGAUCGCUUGUCAAUGGAUUCUUCCUACUCGGCAGCAUGGCAAGUUCGGCUCUCAUCCAGAAGUAUAGCUGUCGCGUAGCCGCCAUGUUGGGUUCCCUUGUCAUGACCGGAGGUUACCUAGCGUCGGCAUUCGCCCCAACCCUGCAAACUGUUUUCAUCACUUACGGAGUUAUAACUGCUUCUGGAAUGAACUUGGUUUUCUCUGCGGCUGUCCUGGUUUUGGCUCAAUACUUCGACAAACGCCACUGCCUCGCCACCACCAUUGCCAUGCUCGGCAACGGACUCGGCGUUCUCGUAUUGUCGCAAGUGAUGGAGCAAGUGAUCAUGGCGUAUGGCUGGCGCCUGUCUUUCAUCGUGUGUGCGGGCAUCUCGCUGCAGUUGUGCGUAGCUGGAGCCUUGUUCUGCCCACUGCCGCCCUCUGCACUGCUACAGCCUCCCUCGGCAGAAGACGCUGAGAACCCGAGGACAAGCGAUCACAGAAUUGUGUCAGAAAAUGAGUCAUCGGAGAAUGAAGAUAAUUGUGGGAAGAAAGUCGCCAAGAACGAUAGUAAGAAGAGACGGAAAGCACGUGAACGUAACUCUCAUCGUAUCUGCCACCAUCCGUACUACCGAACAGAACUCCUCGACAAGUCGUUUUCGUCACUGGUGCUGUCACCACAAGCGGGUUACUUGUCUCAUUCUCUAGCGAGCCUCGACCGCAGAUCGUCGUCUGUCAACACCUGCCGACACCACUACAAUCAUAGCGCGUCAUGCGGUCACAGAUCCAAGUCUCGUCUGGCGCGACAUCCCGACGAUGAGUUCACGCGCAACGACAGCCUUUUAUCUCGAGGUUCUUCUUUCUUGCCUGCAUUUUUCAGACGAAGUCAGUUCAGUUUCAGCAGCAAGCUGUCCUCAGCUCAAGUUUCGCUGGCUGCAAGGUCUUCACAGCACAGCAGGAUUUCUCUCAAGGAUUCCAGAUUGGAUCUAAUGUUCCAGGGCAUUAAGUCGAACCCUCACAGCUUUUCACUUCGCCUUCCCACCAGCAGCCAGCUUGAAGAAACCGAGAAGCUUUGUUCGAAACUGGACGAUCUUUUAGAAGAAGAAAAAACUAGUAGCAGCGAAGAUGGGUCAAAGGAAAAACUUCGCCACGGCGAAUCCAAUUCCUGUAGUCUUCAGCUAGCGUCUGAAAAGUGUGAGCUUAUGAACGAAAAAUGUUAUUUAGAACAACGAUCUUCUUCUAAAAUAGAAUCAGAAAAGAUGGAUGGUGUCUUGACCACGGAGUCGAUUGCUCAUAAUAAUGUACCCGACAAAGUGAACACCUCUGAAAAGAAAGCAUCGUUUCUCAUCAGCGGAGGAGACUCUGAAGACGACGAUGGUGACUAUGGGAGUGAUGAUACAGAAUCAGCCUCUUCGGAUGUUGGGUCAGUAACUGUCCGUUCAGAGACCUUGAUUGCGAGACUGAAAAAGAAUUUCCGGAGCCUGCGGACAUCCUGUACACCUUUCUGUUUUUCAACGGACGCAGUCUUCAGCAAUCCAAGCGUGUGGUGUUUCGCUUUCUCGUAUUUCUUCUGUUAUCUCGGCACCCUUACCAUCUACGUCAUCUUCACUGAUUUUGCAAGAAACGCCGGGGUAGGAAGCUUUUCAUCCACAGCAAUGAGCGCUGCAGGCAUCGGUGACAUCAUCGGUAGAUUUUGCGGUGGAAUGCUGGCCGUUGGAAAGGUCGGUAAUACCACGGUGCUCUAUGCCAUCUCUAUGCUACUAUCAGCCGGGCUGCUUGGUCUGUUCCACUUCAUCUCUAACGGCUUAGUAUUCGUGGCAACAAUGGCAUGUUACGGAAUAAUGUUCGGCGCCCAGAACAUGUACUUCGCAAUCACGCCAAAAAUUUUGUUCGGCAGGCAAAGCCUCGCACAAGUUUUCGGACUAACUGUCUUCUUAGCCGGAAUAGGAGCUCUUGUCGGAUCUCCUCUAGCUGGUCUCAUCAUCGACUUCAGCGGAGGUUAUUCAUUAGUCCUGCUGAGCGAGAUCACUUGUUGCGUUAUUGGCAGCUGCCUCAUGUUCUUCUGUUACUUGAGGAAGCGACGGGAAGAAACCUGCAACCGCAAAGAAAUUGAAAACGAUGGGCAUCCCGAUGGGAUUUCUUCAAAUCUCGAAUCUCUGAAAAUGAGAAACUCAAAACUAAACGACAAUCGUUGCCAACUUAUAACUGGUAGGUCUCGCGUCCGCAGAAAAAGUUUGCAAGUACCCCGUGGAGAUUGUGCUGCGUGCGCAUCGAGGCACCUCAACUCCGAUAUCUCAUUACAAUCAUCAGCUGCAGACGGUGCUAAGAUCCCUAACUUAGUCAGGGGAAGGAAAGUUUGCUGUUCUAGGACUCUGGUGGAUUUGAGAAGAAGCGUAACUUCGUUGCCUCCGCCACACCUUCAAACCCGCGCCUGCGCUCACUCUUUGAAGAGGACAAAUACUUACGAUGUUAUUCAUCACGGAGCGCCAAUGCAUGGCGCCACACUUUUCCACGUAACAGGAGGCGGAGGCCGUAGAUACACCAUGAGCAGCACUCAACCGUUUCACCAUAAGAAAAAGUCGCCGAGCUUAUAUGAAGAAGUCUUGGGUAAAACUUUUGAUCUCCGGCAAAACUCGUGUUUGCGUGACCAUGAACUGGGUUCGCGACCUGAGAAGGCGAGUGAAAUCGGGUAAUUGAUGAGCCAUUUUUGAUAUGACAGUCAGCAACCAUUACAAUACUUAAUUUCAUUAUCUUAUCGGCCAAACUUUGUGGAUCUGAUUCCUUUACUGAACGCACGGUUAAUUCUUUCUUCUUGACGUGAAGUAAUUUCUUUGGUUUGUAUGUUUGACAGUGAGCGCAAUAUGUUCGGAGUACAAUUGCUUAAUAACUAAGAUUAUAUGUACUACUGUAGAAUUAAAUCGUAUUUGAAUAGUAACUGGGUAGGCUACGUACUUUUUGGAGAAUUGCUGUUUGUGGUCUGAUCAUCUAUUGUUCAUCAUUUACAGCAUAGUUUUCCAUCUAUUUCUUCACCUCAGUAUAUUUAAGUAUGAAAAGUGUUGAAGUAAUAUAUUUCAACACCCUUAAUAGUUCGCUUUUACCAUGAAACUCGAAUAGAUUCAAGUAAUGAUUAUAAAAUGCAUUCCGUGAAUGUCUAUGGGGGAUUUAAUGUUAAAUUAAUGUUGUCAAUGACCGUCCCUCGUCUCCAACAUCAGCGUCUUCAAUACAUUGUCAAUUAUAAUUAUAUUGAACUAUUACGCCCAUUUCAAUUGGUGAUGUAAUCGUAUCGACUUUAUUGCUAUAAUAUGCAUUGGAUUUUUUAACUAUAAAUACAUUAUUCGAUUUCUAAAUUUCUAUAGUGAUCACUGACUAUGCUUUAGCCACAUCAUUUUAAUUUGAUGUUUCACGAUAUACUUUUUGCAUAGACUACUUGUAAGGCUCAAACUAGCUCAUAGUAAACUGUUCCACGAACAGCACAACUAAACGUACUUCGUUGA